Messenger RNA from Balaenoptera musculus (blue whale), 4656 nucleotides. RefSeq names its product NFKB activating protein (gene NKAP). Gene Ontology annotation, cellular component: nucleus. Gene Ontology annotation, molecular function: chromatin binding. Gene Ontology annotation, biological process: negative regulation of DNA-templated transcription. The transcript is spliced from 9 exons. The record is from RefSeq and is a predicted model, not a curated record. Bases 143 to 1396 code for a protein of 417 amino acids. Lineage: Eukaryota; Metazoa; Chordata; Mammalia; Artiodactyla; Balaenopteridae.
GACGUACUCGGAACUGUUUCCAAGGUUUUAUCAGGUUUGGGUGGUGUCGCGGCUGCUGGUCCUGGGAGCCAAGGCAACGGAGAUCUUCCCAACUUGCGAGAGCGCCCCCUUCUCCCACGGCUUCGGGGACCCAGCAACAGCUAUGGCUCCGGUGUCUGGCUCCCGCAGCCCGGAGUGGGAGGCCUCGGGCUCCGGGGGGAAGCGUCGCAGUUCGUCGAAGAGCCCUAAGCCCAGCAAAUCCUCUCGCUCCCCGCGGGGCCGCCGCUCUCGCUCGCACUCUUGCUCUCGGUCCGGGGACCGGAAUGGCCUUAGCCAUCAACUGAGUGGCCCCAGCCAAGGCUCCCGAAACCAGUCCUACCGCUCCCGCUCGCGGUCACGCUCUCGAGAGCGGCCUUCCGCGCCGCGGGGCGCCCCUUUCGCUUCUGCCUCCUCGUCCGCCUAUUAUGGCGGCUACUCACGCCCCUACGGGAGCGACAAGCCAUGGCCUAGCCUCCUGGACAAGGAGAGGGAAGAGAGCCUGCGGCAGAAGAGAUUAAGUGAGAGAGAGAGGAUUGGAGAAUUGGGAGCUCCUGAAGUAUGGGGACUUUCUCCAAAGAAUCCAGAACCAGACUCUGAUGAACAUACACCAGUAGAGGACGAAGAGCCAAAGAAAAGCACCACUUCAGCUUCUACUUCAGAAGAAGAAAAGAAGAAGAAGAAGAAGUCUAGUCAUUCAAAAGAAAGAUCCAAGAAAAGGAGGAAGAAAAAAUCAUCUAAAAGAAAACACAAGAAGUAUUCUGAUGAUAGUGACAGUGACUCUGAUUCUGAAACAGACUCUAGUGAUGGAGAUACAAAAAGGAGAGCAAAGAAAGCCAAGAAAAAGGAAAAGAAGAAGAAACGCAGAUCGAAGAAAUAUAAGAAAAAGAAGUCUAAGAAGAGCAGAAAAGAUUCCAGUGAUUCAAGUUCUAAAGAGUCCCAAGAAGAGUUUCUGGAGAAUCCCUGGAAGGAUCGAUCAAAGCCUGAAGAACCCUCAGAUUUGAUUGGCCCAGAGGCUCCCAAAACACUUGCCUCUCAAGAUGAUAAACCUUUGAACUAUGGCCAUGCUCUGUUACCUGGUGAAGGUGCAGCUAUGGCUGAGUAUGUAAAAGCUGGAAAACGUAUCCCACGAAGAGGUGAAAUUGGCUUGACAAGUGAAGAAAUUGCAUCAUUUGAAUGCUCGGGUUACGUAAUGAGUGGUAGCAGGCAUCGCCGAAUGGAGGCUGUGCGACUGCGAAAAGAGAACCAGAUCUAUAGUGCUGAUGAGAAGAGAGCCCUUGCAUCCUUUAACCAAGAAGAGAGACGAAAGAGAGAAAACAAGAUUCUGGCCAGUUUUCGAGAGAUGGUAUACAGAAAAACUAAAGGGAAAGAGGACAAAUAAGGAUUUUCUGAUUGUUCAUCAGACAUUUUUAACAACAAAAAAGAAAGUUUGGGUUCCAUAUAUACACACAAAAAGAUUAUCAUGAUCUGAAGAAGCUUUACAGUGCUAUACUGUGCCUUCUAUUUAAUUCUUUCAGUCCUUCUAUAAAAAGCUGCUUAUUGAUGUAACUUUAGCAAGCUCUUUGGGUUAUUUUGGAUUGACCAAAACAACCUUCUGGUUUAAAAAUCCAAAUUAUGAAUGAAACUCUACUGUGUUGGGGGAGGUGGCAUUGAGAGAAGGUGCUGGUGAGGUGAGAAACUGAACUCUCACACCAUGGGACAGUGCUCCCAUUAGCUCUACAUGGUGCCCACUCCCCAACUCAUCCCAACUGAACUUGUGAGAAAUUAUCAUUCCUCUAUGUUGAAUGUGUUAUAAAUGGACUUGAUAGAAACACACAGGAGGCCACUUUUGUUACCAAAAUGAAGGCAUGGCUGAAAAAAGCAAAUCUGGAAUUUGAAGGUUGACUUGUAUAUUACAAUAUUAUUGUCAGCUCUGGAAGUAAUGUAUUUUGAUUUUAGUCCCUGCCUCCACCCCAAAACCAACAAACAAACCAAAAAGCAAACUAACCCACAGACUUGUUGAAUUGAAAAUGUGAACAUUAGUUUUAAAAUUCUUAAUAGGUUAAUUAAAAAUGGUUAUUUCAAAUAUAAAAUAUUGGGAAGUCUCCUGUUGUGCCAGUGUAAGUACAUUAUUUCCGUCUGAGCUGUGUUUAGAUCAUUAUUUGAAUACUAGAAAUGGAUGGGAGUCAACAAUGGUCAGGAGUUUAAUAAGGAAAAAUAUAAUGAGUCAUUGUUUUCAUUGUUUUAACUUGGUUGCUUCAUAAGGAUGAAGCUAAAAUGAUGUUAAACGUUUUUAAAAUCUGUCCUUUGUAAUAAGCAGAUUUCAUUUUAAGCAUUGCUAAACUUUUCAGUUUAUUUUUUACAUCUGUCAUUCAGUUUAAUCUGUAACUUCAUAUAGAACCCCUCACUUUCUCACUUUUUUAUGGCUACUGUUGGCUUUUAAGUUUGGGAGAAAUGGAAAAUUCUGGGACUGUGAGAUCGUGAUCUUUUUCCUUCCCUCCUUUUGUUAAAGUUUAGUUGUUAGGACAUACGAGCGAAGGGGGAGGGGAUAGUAGAAGUUUUGGCUGUUUUUGUUAAGGUUGUUUUGAGCUGCAUUAUUAUGUGCCUAGGAUAAAUUUAAAUUAUCUGAGUGAUGGGGAAUUUCUGACUUUGCUGUUGUAAAAUGCCCUCUCUCCUUACAAUAAAGUUUUUUUUUUAAAAAAAGGUUUUUUUUUUUGGAAGAGAACACUGCAUUUAUUUAACCCCAUAAAUUAUAACAUCUUAACACAUGUAAAAUUUUUGUAUUUUUAAAGUGCUUUGAAAGAUAUUUUUUUUAACAAGUGGAAAAUAAUGUUCUUUAAAAGACAUCAAACUUUUAGUGGAAAAUGAUAUUACCAGAAGCAUGUAAGGAUUUGUUCAUCCUCUUCAAGAAAUGGGAUUUUUAUGUAAAAUAUAUAUGUAGCACUGAAUGCCAAAAUGAUGGGUAUGUGUGGUUGGAAUUAAAAAUGAGAUUUGCUAAUAAACCCAUCGGGAUGGUGUCUUAAGUCAAGAACGACCUUGAGAGGGGAGAGGGAGGGGCGUUGGGUAAUCAGUGCUUCCGGAGGUGAACUUCCUUGCCUUGUGAUGGGUUUGAGUUAGUGGUCAGGACAGCCAUUCAGACUGACAGUCCCCCGAACUUCUGCGGCUUCAGUGACAGGGACAGGAAUGUGGUUGACUUGAAUAUUCUUCAGGCAGCCAAAAAAGGAUUUCCACGCAGGAAGCUUCAGGGUUUUCAAAUUAGCUGGGACACCUCCAAUGUGCAGAUGCUCCUGCGUGCGGGCAGUGGGGACGGGGUGCUGUCCAGCGGUGGAACUAUAGUCUGCGUCCAGUUUCAGGUGCAGGAUGUGCUGUUUUAUGGUGACUGUCACUGAGUGCCACUGUCCGUUACACAGAGAUUGCUUUGGUGUGACCGAUGUCAGGAUCCCACCUGCCUCACUGCCCACAGAGGCCGUGACCUUUCCUGCCUCCAUAUAAACACAUAAGUGCUCCCCAGGUUGACUUCCGAUGUGAAUUAGAGUUCCAGUGAGACUUCUCGGGCGAAUGCUGAAAACAAGCUUAAAUUCUGGCCCCAAAAGCACGGAGUUAGCUAGGAUGACAUGACCUCCUUCUUGAGAAAAGUAGAUGCCUUUCUCCAAAGAGCCAUCCAAGCAGGGAGACACCCCAAAGCUUGCAGAAGCAGUGUCCAGGGGUUUCAAAUCCAACUGAAAGUUCCUCAGGCAUCCCACAAAGCUGUUUUGGGGGAGGGUCUUUGGUUUUCCUGAUGGAGACGAUCCCAGGUAAACUGGUGCUCUGAGGCUGACGGUGGAAUUUCCGGGCAAACUUCCCUCCCGGGCCCUUAGACCAUCCACAACCAAGCGCCCCCUUUCUCCAUCUUGCCCAAAUGCCACCGUGUGCCACUUCCCAUCACUGCACUUUGCUCUUGAGCUUCAGUUUUUUUCCUCCUGCGCCCAGUGCAAAGACCAGACGUCCUUUCGAAAGAUAAAGAGCCAUAAAGGAGUUCUUAGUGCCUGUGUAAAACACGAGCCCUCUGGACGCCGUUGUCUGCAAGUCCACGGCAAACUGUGACCUGGGUUUCAGCAACUCCUGGGGAAGCAUGAAUAGCAAGUGGCUGGUGGGACUGUCCCCAAACCUGAGGGCUCUGUGGCUGGCCUGGGCCUCUGGAAGUGGUGGGCAAGACUGGGCAUCUCCCCUCACCUUCAAGCUCCUUGGGGAGGCAGCUGGUGUGUCACGCAAUGGCUGGUGGAUAUUGAAAAAAUUUAAAAAUUAAAAAGUAAAAAAAUUUUUUAAAUAAAUAAAUAAAUAUCUUUCAAAGCACUUUAAAAAUACAAAUAAUUUACAUGUGUUAAGAUGUUAUAAUUUAUGGGGUUAAAUAAAUGCAGUGUACUCUUCAAAAAAAAUAAAAGAAAAAAUGUUUUAAAACAAGGCAGUGAAAAUAUACUUUAUAUACUUUAUCAAAGUAUAGAUAAAAUUUUUACUACUUAACAUAUGUUCUAGGAAAAUGUCUAACUUUAACCCACAAUUAAUGAACCAAACAGCCAGUUGGCAUGUAGCAACAUUUAUGAUCCCUGAACUUGAAGUGAUUUCAAUUUAUCAUCAUUGUUGCCUAGCCUAAUAAAUGUAUUAUUUCCAAAAGUUAAAAGGAAA